AUGACGAUUGUUAUUCUUGUGCGAGGAAAGUGUGGCCUCUCGAAAUGUAUCACUGUCUACAUGCUUGCGAUGGCAAUAGCAGACCUACUGGUCAUAAUCAUUAAUGUACUGGUUUACAGCAUUCUUACGUAUCACUUUCCAUUAUCGCUUUUGUCUCAUACCCAUAUUUGUAAGUUUAUUUUUUACCUGGGUUGUGUUAUUUUGAAUUUAUCAGUAUGGUUCACAGUCGCAUUCACUUUUGAUCGCUUUGUCAUCAUCUGUUGUCCAAAGUUUAAGACAAUGUAUUGUACUGUGCGAAUUCCAGUCACAAUUAUAAGUGUGAUCUGUGUCCUCAUGUGGAUCAAGGAAUUCCCCAUUUUCUUUGCAUAUGAACAUGAAUACAUUGUGAACAAUGUGAAAUGGAACUGCCAGUCAAGUGUGGAAUUCUUUUCCUCCGUUGCAGGAGUAGUGUACAUCUGGUUUUUCAGCAUCUGUUUAGUUUGGCUUCCUUUCAUUUUAAUUGCUUUCUUUAAUGCAUUGACAGUCAGACAUGUGCUAGUGACUAGCAAAGCCCGCAGAGCACUUCGGGCUCACACAACUGACAAUCAUUAUGAUCCCGAGAUGAAGAACAGAGUGAAAUCCAUUGUUUUCCUCUUCGCUAUCUCAGGGAGUUUCAUUCUCUUGUGGCUGACAACUGUCAUAAAUCUUGUAAUGACCAGAAUCACAAAUCCCAAUUAUUACCGAGGAGACUUUGGAAAUCCAAUCUACAUCAUUGUCGAAACAGGAGCCAUGCUGAGGUAUUUGAGUUCCUGUUCAAACACGUGCAUCUAUGCGGUGACUCAGAGAAAAUUCAGAGAAGAGCUUUUGGAUAUUCUGAAAUCGCCCUGCGCAUUCAUUGCAAAGAGAUUAAACAUGAGGCAAGAUGAUUAA
Messenger RNA from Chiloscyllium plagiosum (whitespotted bambooshark), 909 nucleotides. Its product is annotated as putative G protein-coupled receptor 139. Gene Ontology annotation, molecular function: G protein-coupled receptor activity. The record is from RefSeq and is a predicted model, not a curated record. Gene Ontology annotation, cellular component: plasma membrane. Gene Ontology annotation, biological process: G protein-coupled receptor signaling pathway. NCBI's taxonomy places the organism in Eukaryota, Metazoa, Chordata, Chondrichthyes, Orectolobiformes, Hemiscylliidae.